Messenger RNA from Verruconis gallopava, 1523 nucleotides. RefSeq lists its product as uncharacterized. The transcript has 5 exons. NCBI's taxonomy places the organism in Eukaryota, Fungi, Ascomycota, Dothideomycetes, Venturiales, Sympoventuriaceae. The record is from RefSeq and is a predicted model, not a curated record. The coding region runs from base 276 to 1214 and encodes 312 amino acids.
CUAAAAGCCAUGCGAUAGACUUCACUCGAGCGACACAAUUUCGUUAAAAGCUGCUCAAAACGGAAAGGCAGGAUUCAGCACCAGCGAUGUUCGGCGCUGACAUCAGGAAAAUUAUCUCAGCGACAUACACAAAAUUGCUUCAACAUUGUAUAAAAUAGCUUCAGAAUGUUCGCUCAUUGCUGAUCUUUCCUUUCUCCUGUUCUCAAUCCUCGUCAUUUACGACACUUACAUUUUCUUUUCAAGGAGCGGAGAAGCCGGAUAACGAAUACCCGGAGAUGUCGACAACGCUGGGAGCGUUCAUCGCUGGUGGCAUAGCUGCAUGCGGUGCUGUCACGGUCACUCAUGGCUUCGAGACGGUGAAGAUUCGACUACAGUUGCAGGGAGAAUUGCAGUCCAAAAAGGACGCGCCGCGACUUUAUAGAGGUGUCCUACACGGCGUCGGCGUCAUUUACAAGAAUGAAGGACUCAGAGGCCUGCUUCGCGGCAUAAACUGUGCUUAUGUCUACCAGAUCAUGCUCAACGGCUGCCGUCUCGGCUUCUAUGAACCUAUCCGCUCCAGUCUGACGAAGGUCAUGUACAAGGACCCUUCCCAUCAAUCAUUCGGUAUAAACAUUUUUUCUGGGGCUUCAUCUGGCAUCCUAGGUGCCAUGGCCGGCUCGCCCUUCUUCCUCGUCAAGACUCGCCUACAGUCGUAUUCCCCUUUCCUACCAGUCGGCACCCAGCACAAUUACCGGGGCGCUUGGGAUGGACUCUCUUCCAUCUACCGAAACGAAGGUGUGAAGGGUCUUUACAGAGGUGUUGUACCGGCGAUGGUGAGGACAGGUUUUGGAAGUAGUGUGCAAUUGCCUACAUAUUUCUUUGCGAAGAGACGACUGCAAAGACAUUUGGGUAUGGAAGAUGGCCCUGCUUUGCACCUGGCAAGUAGUACAGUCAGUGGCUUUGUAGUUUGCUGCGUCAUGCAUCCACCCGACACAGUAAUGAGUCGCAUGUACAAUCAAACAGGCAACCUAUAUAGCAGUGCAUGGGAUUGUCUGAAGAGCACAGUAAAAGUUGAGGGACCGCUAGCUGUGUACAAGGGCUUCUUUGCCCAUCUGGCGCGUAUAUUACCCCAUACAAUCCUGACACUAUCACUCGCAGAGCAGACGAACAAGGUCAUGCGUAGAAUCGAAGCUAGAAUAUUACGUCAGGAUGCUGUGGACGAGAAGAUACCCUAGAGCAAGACAGAAGGAGGGAAAGCUAUAAUGCAUUGACGCAUUUCAUCGAAGCUUGUAUAUAAUUUCUGGGUCAUUUCUGGGUACUUCUCAUACCUGCAUCGUGCAUGAGCUCCUGGCUAGAGAGCUCACGGUAUCCUUUCUCGGCGCUGACCGGCAAUUGUCCUCAAUCUGGCCGACAUUUGGUACCCUCAUAGCUUCGGCAAUCUCCUUUUUCGACGCAUAACGGUGUGGCUACUCUUGGUUUUGACGCGCUCUUCAUAUUCUUCCAAAGUUUCUUCGUUAUCUGAAAGCGACCGCUUCUUUAACACG